AUGGCAAAUGACCCAAUCCCAUCGACGUCAACGGUGCCGCCGCCAAAUGACAUGGAAAUUUACGUGAGAGAAGCCUCGGAGGGCAGUAAAAGCGGCAUCGAUGAUGAUGGGGAAAAUGUGCCCGAAGCCCGCGAAGUCAUGGAAUUCGAGGAGGACGCUAUUAUGACGAUGAUUAAGGAGCACAAGCGGCAUUUAGAGCUCUUCAAAUUUGAUACGGCCCGAGAUACUGUCGAAAAUUUUCGGGUUCGACUCUCGAAAAUGCCGCAAUAUGGCAAAGAUACUUGGGCGGCUGUUUGUAAUUGUAUAGCGCAGGUAACAAUGGCCGAUAAAAAUUACUACCAUCUGACGUUUCUAACACCAAAACUAUUUUUCCGGAAAGAAGAUAGCCUACAGAAAAGCUAUACGCAAAUGACAAAUGACUUUAAAAAUCUUGCUACUGUCGCUCCAGAGGGCGGGGAUUGCCAGCGAAUUUUAUUCCAGUUACAUCAAUAUGUCAAAGUUCGAUCACAAAUGAUAAAGUUUUAUAUACAUUUGGCAAAUAAUGCCGAUCGCGAUUGGGAGGAUAUUACGCGAAAUAGUGAGGAUCUUUUGGAGAAGUCUGACAGCGGUUUGCACUCGGUAUAUUUCUGCGAAGUGGAGCUCCUCGUUAUGAUGCUGCGUUUUCAAUGCUAUAUUAUUGACGGCAACUUAGCCAAAUGCAUAAUGUUGACCAAACAAAUCACUGACAAAUUUGUGGAUUGGAUUGGAGGGGGGAAAGAUCAGUUAUCAGCCUCGUUAGCCGUUUCAAAAUCGAAGAAAAAGGUUGAGAAAUAUAUUACAAAGUUUCGAUUAGUUAAUUGGUUGCUAUAUUUCUUCGACCAUUUGCAUGCUAAAUUCUCUCUCUACUAUUUGGACUCAAUGGGGCCGUAUUUGAAUCCGAUGGAUAUGGAAAAUAUGCUAACCAAACCGCACACGUCUGCUACUCAACCAUGGUAUUUAUCGAUGUGUCGCGAUUACCUUGCAAAACGAACUGAAGAAGACUUCUUAUAUAUUAUAAUGGAUCGAAGCGAUCGUGAUGGUCCUUUUUACGGAUUCAAAUUCGUCCAAACUGAAAACCGAUUUACGAACUCGAUGAAUUACAUGGAACCUAUACGUGGUCACGCCGAACAAUACCCAAUUCUCCUAAAAAUCAGCAAGGUUUUCAUGGUCGAAUCUAAUACACAUCCGCAGAUCCACAAGCAUGACCCAAUUUAUGAAGAACUCGACAAUUUGCUACCAAGGACAAAUAAAAAAUUCCAUGAAAACCCGAAGCACAAUAGGGCAUAUUACUGUGAGCGGCUAGAAGAGGAUAUCUACGGUAUUUUUGCGGCUGUCGGCGUGAGGGGAAAAGCGGAAAGCAGCGUCCUUGAUUUCUUGAAUGAACUUGGACUGUUUGUCAGGGGGCAUCGGAUUUUCCAGACUCUAAAAAACUGCCCUCAA
Mesorhabditis spiculigera is the source of this 1458-nucleotide messenger RNA. The record is from the annotation of a GenBank genome assembly. NCBI's taxonomy places the organism in Eukaryota, Metazoa, Nematoda, Chromadorea, Rhabditida, Rhabditidae.